Molecule: messenger RNA, 174 nt
Organism: Plenodomus lingam JN3
Lineage: Eukaryota; Fungi; Ascomycota; Dothideomycetes; Pleosporales; Leptosphaeriaceae
Source: RefSeq, a predicted model, not a curated record
AUGCAGGCUUGCCAGAUCAGCGAGAGGCAUGGCUUUGUGGUUGUGGGUGUUGGGGAUUUUCUUUUGUGGGUGUUGGAUUGGAUUGCAUUUGAACGCAUUGAAUGGUACCAUGGUAGGUACAGUAGGUACGAUAGGUGCUCAUCGGACCGGCGACAAACGGGUUACGCGAUGUAA